Molecule: messenger RNA, 3282 nt
Organism: Carassius carassius (crucian carp)
Lineage: Eukaryota; Metazoa; Chordata; Actinopteri; Cypriniformes; Cyprinidae
Product: dyslexia-associated protein KIAA0319-like
Exons: 19
Coding region: 34-3135 (1033 amino acids)
Cellular component (GO): plasma membrane; cytoplasmic vesicle
Source: RefSeq, a predicted model, not a curated record
AAUCUAAAAUGAUAAACCCCAAUAUCUUUCAUCAUGCAUUUGUUUUGUUUUGUUGAUGCAGUAUCGGGACAAUGCUGGCAGGCUGCAACCUACUCUGAGAGUGUAGUGUCUCCAGAGCUGAGGAGCAGCAGUAUUUUGCGGGUUCCGGAUGCUUCAUCUCUGGCCCAGUGUGCAGGGGCCUGCUGCGAUCUCUCGGGCUGUGACCUGGCCUGGUUUUUUGAACAUCGCUGCUAUGUCCUUAGUUGUCAGCACAAAGAGAACUGCCAGCCGAAGAAGAGACCUGGUACUGACUCUCUCCUGGCAUUUCUGCAGCGUGGGCCCCCGCAGACACUAGUUCUGCAAUCCCUGGUUCGAGGAGAGUCUUUCCCAAACCACUGGCAGCCCCUGCCCAGGCACAGAGGCUCGGAGGACCCCAUGAAGGACCUUGCCUUGUUAGAAGGCAUUCAGGAUUUGGACAACACUGACGCUGAGUAUGCUGAGAGUUUCCGAAGUUUGGAGGACAAAAGAGCUGAAGACAGAGAUGCUGCAACAGUAGAACAAGAAGAGCGGCCUGGACUGUAUGAUUGGCCAGUUGUUCAAGGAAAAGAAGAAUUCAACCAAUCAGAGAUAGAGGGAGUUGGUGAAAGACUGACAACAGUGCAGGGCCCUCUCGAAAGCCGCCCCUUUCCUCCAAGUCAUUUCCCAGAAAUGAGGAAUGAAAGCAAAUCAUCUCUUAUUGAAGCGGAUUCUGAUGUUAAGCCCUCAUUAAUGACAACACUUAACACAAGAGUUGAAGAAGACCCACAGAACAUUUCAUCUGCAGCUGCUGCUGCGCCUAACGUCCUGCAAGACGUCAGCACAGAGCCAUCGGGGUUCAGCACAGUCAGUGGUUCCUCCACUACUCAACCAAGCACUGAGGCCACACCGCGAAUGAUCUCAGAAGAGCCAGUAAUAGCGCUGACUGUGUCCAUUAGUGGCCCUGUGGAAGCAACACUGCCUCAAAAUACUGUUGAACUAACUGCUUCUGUAAAUCACGAUGACACUGCAGAAGCUCCUUAUUCGUAUGAGUGGACUUUGGUAACCUCACCGGAUGGACAUCAUGGAGUAAUGGAGGGGUGGCACAACAAGUCUGUCAAAAUUUCAGAACUUUCAGUGGGUGUUUAUACCAUCAGAGUGAGUGUGAAAGCACAACGAGCGUAUGGAGAAAGUGCUGUGAACCUCACAGUACGCUCUGCAGUGUAUAUAAACAAGCCUCCGAAAGCCGUCACUCUGCCCACGAGCCAAGAUGUGAUUCUUCAAGAAGGUUCCAUCUUCAUCAUUAAUGGCAGUCAAAGUGUGGAUGAUGUUGGAAUAGUCAGCUACCUGUGGGAGAAGGUGGAUGGCCCUUUUUGGAAACCUGCAGGCCCUGUUGAUACAACUCUACUGCAGCUACAAAAUCUUUCACCAGGAGAAUACACCUUCAAGCUGACAGUGACUGAUUCUGAUGGGCUGACUGACUCCAGCACUGCCACAGUAAGGGUCAGCAUACCAAAAGAUGACCCUCCUCAGGCCAGAGCAGGCACUGACCAGGUCAUCACCCUGCCCGUCAGCCUCCUCACCUUGUGGGGUAACCACAGCACGGAUGACCACGCCAUUAUGAGCUACCUCUGGACUCUCCAUCCCAGCAGCCUGACCCAAAAGAUCACUAUGCAGGAUGUGAGAUCACCAUUCCUGCAGCUCUCUGAUCUCCAGGAGGGUCGGUACACGUUUCAGCUGACAGUCACUGACUCCAGAGGUCAACAGGAUUCAGACACCGUCUCUGUCACAGUGCUGCCUAUAGCCAACAAAGCACCAGUCGCUAUAACAGGACCAGACAGGCAGCUUCUCCUCCCUGUCAGCAGUAUCACACUGAAUGGCAGUGACAGCACUGAUGAUCAGGCGCUCAUCAGCUACCAAUGGGACUUGAUCAGUGGCCCUCCAGGCUUGAAGAUAACAGACGCCAAUAAAGCAGUUGCCAUAGCCACUGGCCUGCGAUCUGGGAAUUACAAGUUCAGGCUGACUGUGACAGAUCAGCAGGGAGAAACAGACAGUUCAGUCCUGACCGUCACCAUUAAAGAAGCAAAAAGCUUGCCACUGGUUGCCCAUGCCAGCGGCAGCCACACACUCACUCUACCCAACAACUCUCUGGUGCUCAGGGGCUCCGUAUCCAACACUGGAACAGCAAAUGUAUCUUUUCUUUGGGUCAGAGAUGAACAGAGCCCUGCUGCCGGGGAUGUGUUAUAUGGUUCAGAUCAUGAGGCCUUCCUUUACCUCGCCAACCUGGUAGAAGGAACAUACCUGUUCCAGCUCCGGGUCAUGGAUAUCCAGGGCCGCUCAAGCAUGGCUACAGCUACUGUGGAAGUACGCCCUGAUCCACGCGAGCGAGAGGAGGUGGAGCUUGAGCUGCAGGUGGGCGUGGCUCAGGUCAGUCAGCAGCAGAAGGAGACAGUGGUGAGACAGCUGGCCGCAUUACUACACGUCCUGGACUCAGACAUUGCACUGAAGGGCCUGCAUGGCCAGUCAGACAUCAGCACAGUAUUUAGGUUUUCAGUGCAGGGUCCUGAUGGUACAUUUCCGGGGCCUAAGCUUGCUCGUCUGCUGAGAAACCAGCUAUUGCGAGAGAAAAGUGACUUCUUGCUCUUUAAGGUCUUAAGAGUGGACACAGUUAUGUGUUUGCUGCUGUGUUCUGGACGUGGUCAGUGUGAUCCCAUAACAAAGAGCUGUUCCUGUGACCCUCUUUGGAUGGAAAACCCCAUUCGCCGCUUUCUUGAUGAUGGCGAGAGCAAUUGUGACUGGAGCGUGUUGUAUGUCACUAUCUCUUGUUUCGUGACCAUCAUUUUCCUCUUGUCCAUCAGCUGGAUUUGUGUCUGCUGCUGUAAAAGAGGGAGACGCACUAAAGUGAGGAAGAAAACCAAGUACACAAUACUAGACAACAUGGAUGAGCAAGAGAGGAUGGAGCUUCAGCCAAAGUACAACAUUAAACACAGGAGCACAGAGCACAACUCCAGCCUGAUGAUGUCCGAAUCAGAGCUGGACAGUGAGCAGGACAACCUUUUCAACUAUGGGAAAGCUCGGAACAGAGCCAAUGGAGCGCUCAGAAAUGGAGACACUCUCAGCCUUUGUCCUGUGGAGGGUUGAGUCUCACAUGGACACUUCAUAUGAAUAUUUACAACGUAAGGGUGUUGUUGGAUGUUCCACAAAUACAGAUGCAGACAAGGAAUGGGCUUUUAAACUACUGACUACUGAAUGCAUUUGGUCCUGUAAUGAAUAUUCACCGGUUAGCAU